AUGCAAGGUACAAGACACGCUCUUGCUAUCUUUGAGCAUGCAUCAAAACUCAUCGGAAUUGAUAAACCCAAGGCCGAGGUAAUCAAGCUAUUGACGGGACUGGAUGGAUGUUUGUCAGAGAAACAACAACUGAAGGUGGUCACCAUUGUCGGAUCUGGAGGAAUGGGCAAGACAACUCUUGCAAACCAAGUGUAUCAAGAGCUCAAAGAGAAAUUCAAGUGCAAGGCUUUCGUGUCGGUGUCGCGAAAUCCAGACAUGAUGAAUAUCUUGAGAACCAUUCUUAGUGAAGUUAGUUGUCAACCUUACGCUCACACUGAAGCAGGAAGCCUAGAACAAGUGAUUAGCAAGAUUAGUGAUUAUCUAACCGAGAAAAGGCAUUUUAUAGUGAUCGACGAUAUAUGGGAUGUUAAAACAUGGGAUGUUAUUAAGUAUGCUUUCCCUAUGACCAUAUGUGGCAGUGUAAUAAUCACCACUACUCAUUCGACUGAUGUUGCAUGUUCAUGUCAUUCAUCAAUUGGUGGCCAUAUUUACAAUAUAAGACCUCUUAACAUGACCCACUCAAGACAACUGUUUCAUAGAAGAUUAUUCAACUCUGGAGAAGAAUGUCCUCCAUCCCUUACAAAAGUUUCUAACCAAAUAUUGAAAAAAUGUGAUGGGAUGCCUUUGGCGAUAAUAUCUAUAUCUGGUCUGUUGGCUACUAGAGGAAGAACAGAAAAUUUAUGGAACCAAGUGAAAGAUUCAAUUGGCCGUGCACUUGAAAGGAAUCCUAGCAUCGAAGGAAUGAUUAAGAUAUUGUCAAUUAGUUACUUUGAUCUCCCUCCUCAUCUUAAAACAUGUUUUUUAUAUCUAAGCAUAUUUCCAGAACAUUCUGUUAUUGAGAAGAAAGCACUAAUAUGGAGAUGGAUUGCCGAAGGAUUUGUUCAGAGAGAUGACAGAUAUUCGGCAUAUGAGUUAGGAGAGAGAUAUUUUAAUGAGCUCGUCAAUAGGAGUUUGAUCCAGACUCAUAAGCUGGACAAAUAUGAUAAUGUGCUUACCUGUCGAGUUCAUGACGCAAUUCUUGACUUCAUAGUAUCCAAGUCCAUCGAAGAGAACUUUAUUACUUUCGUUAGUGUCCCCAGUUUAACUAGUAGGACACAAAGAAGAGUUCGUCGGCUCUCCAUGCAAGCCGAAGGGAAAGCAAAUAGUCUCAUGCCGACAAGCCUAAUAUUGUCUCAUAUCCGAUCACUUAAUGUGUUUGGGGAUGAAGUAGAAAUCCCUUCAGUGAUAAAGUUUAGUCAUUUGCGCACAGUGGAUUUUUCAGGAUGCCAUCAAUUGGAGAACCACCAUCUUGCUGAUGUAGGGAGGUUGUUUCACCUAAGGUACCUCAACAUUAGCAGGACAAAGAUAAAUGAGCUCCCAGAACAAAUCAGACAUUUAAGGUGCUUACAGAUGUUGGACAUAAGAGAGACAGAGGUAUACAAUUUACCGGCAUGUAUUGUCAAUCUUGAAAAUUUGGCACAUUUAGCUGUUGGCAAACAUGUUUUAUUUCCCGAGGGAAUUACGAAGAUGCAAGCACUAGAGAGCUUGAAAGAGGUGAAUGCCUGCAAGCAGUCCUGUAACUUUCUGCAAGAGCUGGGUCAACUAAAGAAUCUGAAGAAGCUACACAUUAGUCAUAUGGAUGUUGCACAGGAGCACAAGGAAGUUUUUGCUUCCUCUCUCGGCAACCUAUGCACACGGAACCUUUGUUCUCUGACCACAAGGAAUGUUGAUUACAACAUCUUAGGGAAUACAUGGUGCACUUCUCCCCCGGUUAACCUCCAAAAACUGAAGAUUGUGGAUUGUGUCCUCCCAGAGGUUCUGGAUUGGAUACUAUCAUUUGAAAACCUGCAAAAGUUAUGCUUGGAAAUGGAAUUAAUAUCGCACGAACAUCUCUAUAUCUUUGGAGCCUUGCCUGCUCUGCUCACUCUAAGUCCUCAAGGAAGGAAAAAUCAAUUUUCUUGUAAAGAUGAAUGCCUGGUAGUCAGUAGUGAAGCUGGGUUCCAAUGCCUGAGGAUUUUUACCUAUACGGUGCAGGGAUAUAGAAUCGAUAUACUUUUUGCACCAGGGUGUAUGCCCAAUCUAGAAAAGCUGGAAUUUAUCUUUUUUGAAAACCAAUCUUUCAGCAGUGCACGUUCUUGGUAUUUUGGAGUUAAAAACCUCUCCAGACUCGUCACAUUCAGAUGCGAGUUGCGUUGCUCGGGUGUCACGAAGAAGUGGAUCCUUGACGCCGUAAUGGCUUCCCUGGAGAGAGCAGUUGGCAAACAUCCCAACGUCCACCUUACUCUGAUCUUUGAUGCUUCACGCUGUUUGAUUCAAGCAACACCCUAUUCGAAAUAUUACCCUCCAGUGGUCCAGAUACUUCCGUAG
This is a messenger RNA of Triticum turgidum subsp. durum (durum wheat), 2385 nucleotides long. The record is from the annotation of a GenBank genome assembly. Lineage: Eukaryota; Viridiplantae; Streptophyta; Magnoliopsida; Poales; Poaceae.